AUGGAUUAUGAUCAACAAUUAUUUAUUAAUCAACUUAGUUCAAUAAAAUACACCGAAGAAAAACUUGAUGAACUCAAUUUACCUAGUAAAUCUUCUACCGGAACCAUCAACGAUGAAAAUGAUCUGGAUUUGAAGACAAAUAUCGUUCAAUGUUUGAAUGAAGAAGUUCAAAGCGUAAGACCGUUUAUUCAAUCGAAAAGUGACGAUCAAAUUGUACCGAAGAGAUCCCUCUUUCAUUUGAUUAUUCAUGGAUCCAAGCAAUUUUCUUCCUACAAGUAUCAAUUUUAUCCUUCUGAAGGAUCCUUAUUGAACGUUAUUCAAUGGCAGAAGUUAAUUAGUUGGAGUGGGAAAAAAGACUGGAAAUUAUUUCCAAACUAUGGUCCGACAUUUGGUCACGGUGCUGAUCUAUUUGUUUGUUCAGAGAGUAAUCUCAUCGGUGAAUCAUAUUCGAAAUUCUCUUCAUCAUAUCGUGAUCCAACUGGUUUAGGAUGGAAAUCUUUAACCGGAAAGCAACAAUUUCUUAUCGAUGACAUUGAAAUCUACCAUUGA
Molecule: messenger RNA, 549 nt
Organism: Adineta ricciae
Lineage: Eukaryota; Metazoa; Rotifera; Eurotatoria; Adinetida; Adinetidae
Source: the annotation of a GenBank genome assembly